UUUUUUACUAACCACUUGCCUCCCAUCAUCAACGACACAAAUUGGUUUGAUGAUCGUCAGGGGUAAUAUGGUAAAACCAGAGAAACUGGAUUGAGAACUAAUGAUGCACCUUAUUUGUUAAUAAUAAUAAAUAAAUAAUACCCAUUAUUUAAAUCAUUCAAAAAAUUAGAAAAGCAACCAUCUUUUCAAUUCUUGACAUUGAUUCAAGAAUACCCAAAUGGGGAGAGCAUUUGUUUAUGUGAUUUUAGGAGGUGGUGUUGCAGCUGGCUAUGCAGCUCUUGAAUUCACAAAAAAAGGUGUCCCUGCUGGUGAACUUUGUAUCAUUUCUGAAGAACCUGUUCCUCCUUAUGAGAGACCUGCACUGAGCAAAGGGUAUUUACUUCCUGAAGACCCGGCGAGACUUCCUUCGUUUCACACUUGUGUUGGAGCUAAUGAGGAAAGGCUGACACCCAAGAGCUAUAAAGAGCAUGGCAUUGAAUUGGUCCUUGGAACUCGAGUUAAGUCUGCUGAUGUGAGACGCAAGACACUAGUAACUGCAGCUGGAGAGACUAUAAGCUACAAAAUUCUCAUUAUUGCAACAGGUGCUCGGGCUUUGAAGCUUGAAGAAUUUGGAGUGAGUGGAUCGAACGCUGAAAAUGUUUGCUAUCUGCGAGAUUUAGCUGAUGCCGACAGGCUAGUUAAUGUGAUGAAAUCUUGUGUUGGUGGGAAUGCUGUUGUAAUCGGUGGUGGCUACAUUGGAAUGGAGUGUGCUGCAUCUUUGGCAAUCAAUAAAAUAAAUGUAACCAUGGUUUUCCCAGAAGAACAUUGUAUGGCCCGCUUGUUUACUCCUAAAAUUGCAAGUUAUUAUGAAGAUUAUUACAUAUCUAAAGGAGUAAAGUUUAUCAAGGGAACAGUUUUGUCUUCUUUGGAUAUGGAUUUCAACGGAAAGGUUACAGCGGUUAAUCUUCGAGAUGGAAGUAAGCUACCUGCAGACCUUGUUGUGGUAGGAAUAGGGAUACGUCCAAACACGAGUCUUUUUGAAGGCCAACUAACUUUGGACAAGGGCGGGAUCAAAGUAAACGGACAAUUGCAGUCAAGCAACAGCUCAGUGUAUGCAGUGGGAGAUGUUGCAGCAUUUCCAGUCAAACUAUUUGGUGAAACUCGUAGGCUAGAGCAUGUUGACUCGGCUCGAAAAUCCGCAAGACAUGCAGUAGCUUCAAUAAUGGAGCCAAAUAAAACAGAAGACUUCGACUAUCUCCCAUUUUUCUACUCCCGAGUCUUCGCGCUGUCGUGGCAGUUUUACGGGGACAGUGUAGGAGAAGUAGUGCAUUUUGGGGAUUACUCGGGAAGCACAAUUGGAGCAUACUGGGUAAACAAAGGUCAUCUGGUCGGUUCUUUCCUCGAAGGAGGAACCAAAGAAGAAUAUGAAGUUUUGGCUAAGGCGACUAGACGUAAGCCAGCAAUCGAGGACUUAUCCGAUCUGGAAAGGCAGGGGUUUGGCUUUGCAUUGACAGUUAGCGAGAAUCCAGUAACAUCUCCGACUGUCGGAACUUCAAGCCUCAUUUUGGAGAGACCGUUGUAUGCUUGGCACGCAACGGCCGGAGUUGUUGUGGCCGCAUCAGUAGCGGCAUUUGCGUAUUGGUACGGGAGGAGGCGAAGAAGGUGGUGAAGAAGAAUGGUUUCGUAUUGUAGUAUCGAUAGGCAUAUAGUUGGUUUAGCUACUUGAUCUUAUAUACUUAUCUCCCAUUCAACGAGUUAUUUAAAUGUAUUACUCAUCAGAAGUAGAAAAGUGAAUCUCUUGGUGUGCUUGCAUUAGCAUACUGCUGCUAUUCUUCAGCCUCGGUGCCAUGCAAGUCUUUUUAGGUGAACAAAAUAAUUAAUAGGAUCCUGUCUUUUCCUCAAUACAUGUUCAUAAGAGGGUUAGUACAAUUGCCUCGUUUGGAUCAGUUGUUACUCUUGAUCGAAAUCCAAUAAUUGAAAUGAAUAUUCCAGUUCUA
Molecule: messenger RNA, 1976 nt
Organism: Mercurialis annua (annual mercury)
Lineage: Eukaryota; Viridiplantae; Streptophyta; Magnoliopsida; Malpighiales; Euphorbiaceae
Product: monodehydroascorbate reductase 4, peroxisomal
Exons: 7
Coding region: 218-1648 (476 amino acids)
Cellular component (GO): cytoplasm
Molecular function (GO): flavin adenine dinucleotide binding; oxidoreductase activity, acting on NAD(P)H
Source: RefSeq, a predicted model, not a curated record